Ictidomys tridecemlineatus (thirteen-lined ground squirrel) is the source of this 794-nucleotide messenger RNA. Lineage: Eukaryota; Metazoa; Chordata; Mammalia; Rodentia; Sciuridae. The record is from RefSeq and is a predicted model, not a curated record.
CCUCAAAAAAGAUGAAAAAGUCUUUGGAAUUGAUCAACUCUAGGCUCUAGCUUGUUAUGAAAAGUGGAAAGUAUAUACUGGGGUAUAAGCAGACUCUGAAGAUGAUCAGACAGGGCAAAGCAAAAUUGGUCAUCCUUGCCAUCAAUUGCCCAGAUUUGAGGAAAUCUGAAAUAGAGUUCUAUGCUAUGUUGGCCAAAACUGGUGUCCAUCACUACAGUGGCAAUAAUAUUGAAUUGGGCACAGCAUGCAGAAAAUACUACAGAGUGAGCACAUUGAUCCAGUUGAUUCUGAUAUAAUUAGAAGCAUUCCAGAACAGACUGGUGAAAAGUAAAACAUGAAAAAUUUUUCUUUAAUAAAACUUGGCAGAACUUGUUUAAAAAAAAAGAAUGAAGGAAAAUAAUUAAAACAAAUAGAAAUGAGCAGGGAUGGACUUUUAAAACAUUACAUACUAUGUGAAAGAAGCCAGUCAUAAAAGACUAAAAAUGUUGUCAUUUAAUUUAUGCAAAAUGUCUAGAAUAAGCAAAUUCAUAGAGAGAAAAUGUAGAUUAGAGUUUGCCUACAGCUGGGUGGAGUGAAUAAAAUAGAGAGUCACUGCUAAAAGAAAUGUGGUUUCCUGUUGGGGUGAUAAAAAUUCUAUAAUUGAUAGCUAUAUGACUGCACAACUCCAUGAAUAUACUCAAAAUCAUUUAGUUGUACAUUUCAAGUGGGUGGAUGGUAUGAUAUAUGAAUUGUAUCUUUCCUCACCAUCCUGUGAAAGAACUGACUUACUAUACACUGAAGAGAGAAAUCAAAAC